AUGAACAUGAGCAAGAAGACAACAAUCUUCGUCUUCCUCUUGCCCUUUGUAGUGGUAUCAUUCGCAGCCGAUCAUGGAGACAAGCACUAUCGACACCAACGAACUGACUCAUUCGACUUUGAUCCUAUGUCCUUUCUUGUUGAUCCAGAUGUUCCUGAUGCAGGUGCAAAUUCUCCUGUGUCGACUGUACCCCCUACUCCUCAAGCAUCUUCACUAGCGAGAUCAGACCUUGUAAGCUCGAUCCCACAAGCAAGUCGAAUAGACAUACCUGUUGUAAGAAGAAUGGAAGGAGAAACAGAACAACAAUACCAAAAAAGGCGAAAUAAACGUCGAAAGCUUAUCCACAACGCAAAACCCGAGCAUGAGAAAGAAAUGUAUAGGAAAAAGAGAAACGAAGAACAACGUAUGAAUCGAAAGAGAAUUAAGGAACAGACUGGAUUCUCAGAAUUGAAGCAAGCACGACUUGCUGAAUUCAAGCAAUUGGAAUCUGAAGGCCGUGCCACUGAUGAGCAAAAGGAAGAAAUAAGAAAAGCAUACUUGCAAAGAAAAGCGACGAACUUAAAGUAUGAGUCAAAGAAAGUAGCACAAGGAUUCAAGCGAAAGACCAAAGGAUGGGUAAAAUUACAACCCGAUAAAAAGUCUUGA
Molecule: messenger RNA, 645 nt
Organism: Meira miltonrushii
Lineage: Eukaryota; Fungi; Basidiomycota; Exobasidiomycetes; Exobasidiales; Brachybasidiaceae
Exons: 1
Coding region: 1-645 (214 amino acids)
Source: RefSeq, a predicted model, not a curated record